Molecule: messenger RNA, 1010 nt
Organism: Setaria italica (foxtail millet)
Lineage: Eukaryota; Viridiplantae; Streptophyta; Magnoliopsida; Poales; Poaceae
Exons: 1
Coding region: 298-708 (136 amino acids)
Source: RefSeq, a predicted model, not a curated record
AAAACUGUAUGUUUACCUCACAAACAACAGAAGAGAUGCUUUUUAGUGACAACUUUCAUUAAUUUUACUAUCUGAUGAAAUGAAGAAUUUCACAUGAACGCAGUGUAUACAUUCCCAUGGGGAUUCAGGGGGAAACCGAGAAUAAUACUCAACAGUUCAGCAUCUCAUUUGCCACUCCAAAGCUCAAUAUAGACCACAGAGCGCAUGUAAUGCUUAAUCCUUCAGCCAGCGAGAAAUACGGCCAAGCGAUUUGCCAAUUUAGCAGCGCCUCGCCCAUGCCCAACUAGCACCCGGCACAUGUCCACUCGGGCACUCACCCAUCGGAUCGCCAAACAAAUCGCCUCGCGCGCGACCACCAACCGCGGCGUGCGCGCGCCUCCGCUUCUCUUGCUCCCCCGCGUACGUAUAGCCCUCUGCUUCCUCCCGUGCCUCCUCUGCCACAGCCCAUCAUUCAAGCUACCCAAGCCCACGUCCACCAUGUCUCGCGCGCUCACCCUUGCGGUCCUCCUGCUGGCCGCCGCCGCGGUGGCGCCGCUGGCCUCGGCGCACGGGGUCGGGGCGGAGUCCGUCACGGGCGCCAAGGAGUUCGCCGGCGCCGGGUCCAAGGGCGCCAGCGCCAAGGAGUUCGCCAGGGCGGUCGGGGCCGACCCCGACCCCUCCCCGGCCAGCGGCCUGCCGGCCGACCCGGCGCCCGACGCGCGCCCCUAGGACAGAAGCAGUGGAGCACGCACCGUCCCCGACUCCUCCCCGUCCCGUGUUCCGUACGUUGACGCGUUGGCCUGAUGGUUAAGAUGUACACGAACGCGAUGCCUUUUCAUUUCAUCCUGCAUGUGUGUUCUCUUGCGUUUUUCUUUGGUUGUGGUGACGCAGACGUGAGAAGUUCUGUCACUCUGUCUGUGGAAAAAUGUCACUCUGACGCUUGGGUCGUAAGUGGAAUUGUACAUCCAGCCUCCGGUUCACUGCUGGCUGAUUUCUCAUAUGAAAGAAAUUGGACAUUUGAUUGUUGAAAA